UUUCAAAAUCACCCCUGCGUUAACGCGUACCUCCUCUCUUCCGCCGCACUCUCACUCAACAGCCCUCCUUUUCUCGAUAUUCCUCUCUUCCUUUCCUAAAUCCUAAGACGCCAAUGGCUUUGACCGUGGAAGUAGCAGUUUUCGUAAACACCAACUUGGGCACUCGCAUGGCCAUGGAUGUCUCACCAGAUAUCACAGCAAGAGACUUAAAAAGGGAACUUGAGACACAGCACUCCAAUUGUUUCUGGAAUUCAGGAGAGAUCCGAGUUUCCAGAUUGAUGGUCAAACGAAAAUCAUGCCUGUAUCACCUGCCUGAUUCAGUGCCGAUGAAGAGUGUUUUCCGGGGAGUGAAAGGAACAUGGUUUCUUCAUGUGGAAGCAAGAUUUUUGAGUGAUUGCAAUAGGCCAUGUUUACCCAAGUAUGGAGCCUCAAAACCUAAAUUUAGUAUUACUCAUCCUCUGCAUCCAGAGAAUAUUGUUACAAGCACUGCUAAGAGUAACACAAAAGGCCACUGUAAAAGGAUGUUGAGGGAAAAAUUAUUUCGAUGCCACAACCCUUUACUCGGAAAGCUCAGAAGACCUUUCUUCUUUACAAAGAUAAGGAAGAGAAGAAAGAAAAUCUCCUCAGCAUACGAAGUGAAUAGAGUCCAAAUUGACAAGGAGAAAUUUCCUGAUUGUGCAUCUAAAUCAAUGAUAGAUGAGCCCACUCAUACGUCAUCAGAAGUAGUAUCUGUAUCCGGCAUUAUUCACAGAUACUUUUCGAAUCUUAGUGAAGAUGGCGGUCCUUCAAGUCCUACAAGGUCUGUUACAUCCAGAGUUGUUCAAAGUUGGCCUGAAGAGCACUUGAAGACUCAAGCAGAUGAUAUUUGUUCGAGCAUACAAGUUAGCCCCUUAACCCAGUUUUCUGCUAAAAGGACCGCAAAGCCGGUAUGUUUACCUUCGCCUACUGGCUAUGGUCAAAGAAGAUAUAAGCUUAAUAAACCUGAAGUUGGAAAGCGUCUUGUCGUGGCGUCAUAUAGUCUUGGGAUUUCUCCAAGUAAGGAACACCCUGCAAUAUCUUUGCAGCUUCGAAGGUAAAAAAGUUUAGUUCAGUUUUUGAUAUCACUGAUGAGGUCUGAAAAAAAAAACUUUUCAAAAUGCCUAAUUGCUCUGUAUAGCCUUAUUUAUAUUUCGUCUUGCAAAUUUUCUAGAAGUUUUUUUAAUCAGUGUUUUUAGAGCUUAUUUAAAGUUAACAAGAAAAAUAAUGGAAAAAAAAAAAGAAAAAAAAAAGAAGAAAGAGAGAGAGAGUUCGGUAUUUACAAGAAAAGUGGCAAAUUACAACCUGUACACUACACCAUAUGGUUAUAACUGAUAAAUUUCCCUACCGCCCAUAACAAGAAUACACUAUGAAUAAAAUGUACCAGAAAUUGCAACCGCUUGGAUGUAACCAAAGUUGGCCAUCUUAAUUUUUCCAAAAGCAGUUACCCUAAAUGCCAUUGUUGUUGGUAUAUAUAAUGUGCAGGUUAGACUCGUUUACUCAAUCAUCUAAAAACACAACCUUCUUUCCCCUUCCCCCUAACCUCUUGUUCCUUAAUUGUCUCUCCUCUUGUACCUCCUCCUGUAAAGAAAAGAGAAGAGACAAUGGAGCUCAUCAACAGCCGGGUCUUCCUCCUCGUCCUCCUCGUCCUCCUCAUAUCCAUCUCUUCCGGUCAAGUCUCAUCACGCCCAACCCCACAGGCGGAUGCGGCUCUUGAAAAUAUCUGUGCCAAGACUACUAACUCUGCUCUUUGCUCCAGCACCGUCCUUCCUAACCUACGCGGCAAUGCCGACCCUACCACCGUCCUUCAAAUAGAGAUGAACGCAUGCUUGGACCUCACCAAAGGGGCCCUCGGCCAGCUGAAGAAGACGGCCAGCAAUCCCUCCACAUCGCCGGCAGAUGUGUCGUCGAUCAAAGUAUGCCAAGAAGUCUACGAAUAUGCCAUAGACGACAUCAACGGUGCCAGUGAGGCCAUUGCCGCGCGCGACGUCGGCACUUUACAAACCAGGCUUAGCGCAGUGAUUACCUAUUUUGGUACUUGUGAUGAUGCUGUCGCCGAGUCUCCCGGCUUCAAGCUGCCUUUGAAGGAGGACGAUGUUGUUACAUUGAAUAAGCUGGCAAGCAACUGCAUGGCCAUCUCCACAUUGCUCAAGUAGACUAGCAAUAAACUGCUCCCUUACUUAACUCUGUUUCAAAAACUGCACUGCACUGCACUGCACCACUUCUGAUCAGAGAUGGAAUAUGCUGUUGACAAUAUUAUUAAAUAAUUUAAUACAAAUUUGAAUAUUCGUUUCA
Messenger RNA from Prunus persica (peach), 2310 nucleotides. RefSeq names its product putative pectinesterase/pectinesterase inhibitor 26. Bases 1620 to 2171 code for a protein of 183 amino acids. Gene Ontology annotation, molecular function: enzyme inhibitor activity. The transcript has 3 exons. NCBI's taxonomy places the organism in Eukaryota, Viridiplantae, Streptophyta, Magnoliopsida, Rosales, Rosaceae. The record is from RefSeq and is a predicted model, not a curated record.